AUGACGGCGAUGAAUGAUUUUGAUUGCACUGAUACACAUCGCGAAGAUUUACCCAAAGCACCAAUAGCCAUGGCACAAGUGUCAAAUGCAUCGAAAAAUGAUCGCCCGGUACAGAUAUCAGCAACCGAUGAAAUUCCAACUGCCAAGCGACGAAACUGGGGUGAGGUGGCCGGUAGUCAAAUUGAGACCCUGAAUCUAGGACCCGUCGAUCGGACCUCUAUCCUAGAGCAUUUGAUUUCAAAUGUGUGCCUCCAAAUGGGCGAAAGAUAUUCUUCUGUGCUCGAGUAUGAUAUCUCUAGAAUACUCGAAGACAGCUUGAGCCCAGUCGUGAAGGAUAUUUGUAAACAGGGCAAAUUCGAUCUGAACAGCCUCUUGGAAAUUGGACAGGACCCAGAAACGAAAAAGGAAGCUGGUGUCUAUCUUCACAUUUUAUGGAGAGAGGAUGAAACGACGGAACGAUUUUGGCUUUACGUCGGACAAGCAUGCGUGCUGUGUCUGAGAAUUCAAAAACACAAAGAUCCCAAACAUCGUCGGAAGAAUAUGGGACUACACUACGCAGUGUGGGGAUCUGCCGUGGAUAUGAAAUCAGCCUUUGUCACUCUGGCUAUCCUCGAUGCCCCGUCUUCUCCUCAGACGCAGCUAGUUCUCAAUCUAGCAGAGAUGUGGAUGUGCCUAGUAUUCCAAACACUGACUUCCCUUCACCUGGGCUCCUGGUUGCCGAAAAGCACGAACGCUAUGUGGUCGGGUAAUCAUCUCAAUGUUGCGCUGCCAUUAUGGCAAGGAUUCACAGAUACGCAAGAGAACAAAGCUAUCACGGACGCAAUUGGCGGAAGAUCAACCUUUCAGCAAUACCUUGCAUCUGAGGAUUCGGUUAUUCGGGCAUGGGCAGAACAAACCAGGGAUGCGUUCAACGAUAUACGAAACUCGCCUGACCCGGGGAUCAGAAAUUACUGGUGGGAUCUUCACAAAGAGCGUAUCCUUAAGGCACAGGACACCUGGGGUAAAAAGAAAGCCAGCAUGGCUAAGAAGCACCUCGAAGGGGCCAAAGCUCUCGUUACAUUGCAUUCUGGAAAUCGUGGAAGCCAUCAGACUGAGGUCAGAGCCGGGAGCUUCAGGUUCACUGUUUCACAAACACUUGGGCUUGAUCUCCAUAACGGCGAUGAAGUUAUUCUCCAGUAUCAUCUGACCCCAACCCCACACCCACAUCCCUACGCUCUUUCUGCUUUGAAAACAGAUCCUGCUACGCGCUUGGGGGUUUCUAUCCGUGGUCAAGAUAGUCACGGAGGUUUUCAUUGCUGGCUGGAAGCGACCGGGGAGUGCAAUUUGCGAAAAGUGAACACACUUGUGGACAUUCUGGAAGGCUAUUCUACAGAGGAGAGCCAGGGGUUCAAGAGACGCUGGUUUGUUACCAAGUCUAUCAAUAGGUCAAAUAGUGAUCCUCCGGGGAGAAAUAGAUUCAUAACACUGGAAAUCUCAGAGUUCAGGAUAGUUGGGAAAGAGCGAACAGAACUUCGAUAUUUCUUAGUACAGAACUAG
This is a messenger RNA of Penicillium mononematosum, 1536 nucleotides long. RefSeq lists its product as uncharacterized. Lineage: Eukaryota; Fungi; Ascomycota; Eurotiomycetes; Eurotiales; Aspergillaceae. The coding region runs from base 1 to 1536 and encodes 511 amino acids. The transcript is spliced from 3 exons. The record is from RefSeq and is a predicted model, not a curated record.